GAACAUUAGUUCAGAAAUUUAUCUAUUGAAAGUCAAACAAACACGGAUGAAACGACGUCGCUGCAAUGCUUGUAGCCGGCGAUGAAACAGUUAGAAAGAGCGUUAAAGUAACGGUUUUAAUAGAAACGAAAUCCGCGGGAAGUUAUUUAUAUGAGACGAGAGAGUGUGACUUGUUCAACGGCCAGCCUUCUGUCUGAGUUUUUUUUUUUUGCUUUCUCUUGUUUUCUCUCUUAAGAAAAUAAACAAAAAGUUGACAGAAAGAGAAAGAACAAGAUAGAGUCUUGCUUAUGUGGGUUAGUUUCAGAUGUUAAGAUAUUUAUUUUUCGUUCAGAAACCGUUAAACGAAUAAUAUUGACCAAUAAUAUCAAAGUUAUUGCCUCCACCUUUCCGUUUUAUCUUCUGUUUUUUUUGUCAUUUGUUUUGUGGGUUUAGGGCAGUUUUUGUAUUCUUCAGGUGUUUCUUGACAAGAUUUAUCAUUCUUUAAUGGUCAGUUUGCUUCUCCUUUAUUUAAUUUUUGUUUUGUUUUUAUGUUUUAUGGAAUAUUACCUGAAGAUGGCUCCUUCUUGAUGAUCAGGUCUGAGAAGGGCUCCUUUGAAUUCUUUUUUUCUUUUCCUCUUCCGGUCUGAGAGAAUUCGGAUGGAGUCUGCAAUUCCAUAGAAGGUUGUUUAGAUCCAAUCAACAGAGAACCUUCUUCUGUUCAGGUCCUGGAUUGUUGAAUUCUUGAUUCCUCGACAGAGUUUUGUUAAUUUACUUUCUUGUAUAGGGACCUGUCUUCUUGUCAAAUUUUUAAUGUCCUUUUAGCAUUGUGGCCUUCAAUGGAGCAGUUCCGUCAGAUAGGAGAGGCAUUGGGAAGUUUGAAGGCUCUAAUGGUGUUGCAGGAUGAUAUUCAGAUCAAUAGGAGACAGUGCUGUUUGUUGCUUAAUAUCUUCACUUCAGCUUUCGACACAAUUGCGGAGGAGAUCAAGCAGAAUUUGAAGCUUGAUGAAAAGAAUACCAAGUGGAAACCCCUUGAAGAGCCUCUAAAAGAGCUUUACAGGGUCUUCAAGGAAGGGGAGCUCUAUGUUAGGCGAUGUUUGGAUAGUAAAGAUUGGUGGGGUAAAGCUGUUGUCCUCCAUCAAAACAAGGACUCAAUUGAGUUCCAUAUUCAUAAUUUGGUUAGCUACUUCCCCGCUGUUAUCGAGGCAAUCGAGACUGCAGGAGAGAUCUCAGGACUUGACCAGGAUGAGAUGCAAAAGAAAAGGGUUAUGCUUUUCAAGAAGUAUGACAGAAGUUGGCAUGAUCAGAAACUUUUUCAAUGGAGAUUUGGGAAGCAAUAUUUGGUCUCCAGGGAAAUUUGUAAUCAAAUUGAGACUGCAGUGAAAGAAGACGGAUGGCUUCUCGUUGGAGCAAUCAAAGAAAAGAUGAAAGCAGGGUCACUAACAAAGAACGAGCAGCGACUUGGGGAUUUAUUACAGAAGAAGCUGAAUGGACAGCUGCUAAUUAAUGGCAAACUCCCUCCAAGUUCAAUUCUGUUAGGAGCAGAAGAUUACCAAGUCAGGCGAAGAUUAGGUGGAGGAAGCCAGUACAAAGAAAUUCAAUGGCUAGGAGAAAGCUUCGCUUUGAGACAUUUCUUUGAGGAUAUUGAGCCAUUAAACUCUGAGAUAUCUGUGCUGCUAUCACUUUCCCAUCCUAAUAUAGUGCAGUAUCUCUGUGGAUUUUACGAUGAAGAAAAAAAGGAAUGUUUUCUUGUAAUGGAGUUGAUGAGCAAAGAUCUUUAUGCAUACAUGAAGGAGAAUAGCAGUUCAAGGAGGCAGGUUUUGUUCCCUCUUCCUAUCGUUGUUGAUAUCAUGCUUCAGGUAGCAAGAGGUAUGGAAUUUCUCCACUCACGAAAGAUCUAUGUUGGAGAUCUGAAUCCUACUAACAUCUUUCUCAAACCAAGAAAAUCCACGGAAGGUUAUUUUCAUGUGAAAGUCUCAGGGUUUGGUUUAACUUAUAUCGAAAAUCCAUCUUCUCGACACUCAUCAUCAAACCAAAAUGCAUUUGAUCCUUGCAUUUGGCAUGCACCGGAAGUUUUAGCUGAAAGAGAACAGACCGGAAGCCCCUCUACUCGAAAACACUCAGAGAAAGCAGAUGUUUACAGUUUUGGAAUGCUUUGUUUCCAGCUUUUGACAGGUAAACUUCCUUUUGAGGAUGGGCAUCUUCAAGGAGACCAGAUGGCGAAAAACAUAAGAGCAGGGGAGAGACCAUUAUUCCCAUCCCUUUCACCAAAAUACCUUGUGAACUUAACCAAAAAAUGUUGGCAUACUGAUCCAAACUAUAGGCCUAGUUUCUCAUCUAUUUCUAGGGUUCUAAGGUACAUCAAGAAGUAUCUUGUGAUGAAUCCUGUCGAUGGUCAGCUUGUUAUGCAGUCACCACCAGUCGAUUACUCAGAACUGGAAGCAGGGUUCUUGAAGAGGUAUCCAGGGGAGAUGAAUGGUGGUCUAGCCUCAGUAUCACAAAUCCCAUUUCAAAUGUUUGUUUACAGGAUUUCCGAGAAAGAAAGGACUUCUCUGAGCUUCAGAUUUAAGCAGUCAGAAACAAGUGAAGCCGCCUCAAAUGGCUGGGAUGAGAAUAUUUCUGUAGUAGAGGAUCCAGUGGUACCAGCAAGUGACGCAAGGUCAAUUAGCUCCGACAUGAAGACAGUUUGUUUUGAUUUAAGUUCUAUCUACAUUGAGAAUCCAGAUGGGAAAAUCCCAUCUGAUUUGAGGUCAGUUCGUUCAGAGCCUCCAGACAAGAAAAUAAUGUUGAGAAAAAAAAGUUCCAAUGUCAAAGUCAGAAAAACGCCAGUUAAACCGAAGGCACCAAUACCAGCAAGAACAUCGCCAUGGAAUCCACCAGGACAGAGUCCAAAGGUCAGCCGAGAAAAGCCGUUCUCUUCAAGUCCUCUCAGUCCUGCAAGGCGCAAAGCAAGUGGGCAAGCCCUAAGUCCUGAGAAGUUAUAGGUUUUGAUCACCGCACUUUGUACCAAAGAGCUGCCAAGCCCCAGUCACCUUUUGUUCUCCUUGGAAACGAUGUAGUUUGCUUCACAAAGUAGAAGAAUUCGUAUACAUGUCAGUUCCCCUUAGAAAUUUCUUGUGUUAGGAUUCUAGCAUCUUCCUUUCUCUUGUAGCUAAAUUUUGUUGAAAGCCUUUUUCAGUGGUUUGCAAUGCUUUUAUAGGAAUAGAUAGGUUGCAAUUCUUUUAUUUCUGUGUUUUGACAUUUAAAUGGCAGAUGAUGUGCAGGCCGUCUUACUUUGUGCUGCUUUUUUUCCUUGGAAAAA
Molecule: messenger RNA, 3277 nt
Organism: Ricinus communis (castor bean)
Lineage: Eukaryota; Viridiplantae; Streptophyta; Magnoliopsida; Malpighiales; Euphorbiaceae
Product: serine/threonine-protein kinase GIN4
Exons: 3
Coding region: 816-2960 (714 amino acids)
Biological process (GO): protein phosphorylation
Molecular function (GO): protein kinase activity; ATP binding
Source: RefSeq, a predicted model, not a curated record